Molecule: messenger RNA, 375 nt
Organism: Telopea speciosissima
Lineage: Eukaryota; Viridiplantae; Streptophyta; Magnoliopsida; Proteales; Proteaceae
Exons: 1
Coding region: 1-375 (124 amino acids)
Source: RefSeq, a predicted model, not a curated record
AUGGACUCUGACUGGAAGCAUAGGGUUGAUGUAUCUUCAUUUUUUCUUUUCGAAGCUACCGGAGAUUCCGAAUCCAAUCAAGACGAUUCCGGCCGUGAUAUCUUAGAGGUUGAUGACAAUGAUGCAGAGUCAUGUUGCAGUGGCCUAUGUGGUAGUAUGGAUGAUUUCAUGGGUUUUGAUGAUAAAGAGUACUACUACUACUACACCUGCAGCCAAGAGAAUGAGUCAUCUGAAGAAGUAGUGAUGGAGUUUAAUAAGCAAGAGCCGCAGGCAAAGGGGGUAAGUACUGGUGAUGCCAAUGAAAAUGGGGAGCUACUGGUUUUGAAUGAGAUGGAGAAGAACAAGCUCUUCUGGAAAAAUUGCUUGGAUAGCUAA